This is a messenger RNA of Lotus japonicus, 1665 nucleotides long. RefSeq names its product protein PTST, chloroplastic. The record is from RefSeq and is a predicted model, not a curated record. The coding region runs from base 186 to 1085 and encodes 299 amino acids. The transcript has 10 exons. Lineage: Eukaryota; Viridiplantae; Streptophyta; Magnoliopsida; Fabales; Fabaceae.
UCAUCUCAAAUCCCCACGUGCUGAUUAACGGUGCCCUUUACUUCCCCACGUAAUCCAAAUUACCACAAAAUAAAGAAAAAAAGAAACUCAAGUUGUUAGCAUCAAACGAAAAUGGCUCUAGAAGAUUGAACAAGAAGAUAUCACUGGACUAGGGUUACUACUAUCUGGGAAGUAAAAACCUCUUCAUGAUGGAAAUAAGCAUUGCAAGGUGUCAUCUCGAAACAAACGGGAUUUUCUUUUUCGAUAUCUCAAGAACAAUAGGACGGGAAAACACUCAGAAGCUUUCUUUUCAUGUGGCUGCCCUGAAUUCUAGGUGGGACUUGCACAGAUUGGCGUCUUCCUAUCAAGCUUUUACUGCAGUGUAUCCAAGAAGGCCUUUUUCCUGCAGAACACUUUCUACGCCCAUUAGUUUAGGGUCUGCAUCAUUACAAUCUGGAGAUAAGUCUAGUGAGGAUGUGGAUCCAUAUGCAGACUCAGAAGAGGGAACAUUGGCACAUCCUUUAACCAGUGAACAGAUAAGGGCACUGCUUGCUGAUACUGAAAGAACAAAACUCACUAAGAAGCUUAGUGAAGCCAACCAGCAAAACAGAUUCCUCAAAAGACAGUUGCAUGUAAAGGAGGAUGCAUUGGUAAAAUUUAAAAGUGACCUUGCUGUCAUGGAGCUUGAAAUUCAGGCUUUGGCCAGACUAGCAGAAGAAAUAGCUCAAUCUGGUAUUCCAGAACGUUCAAGGAAGAUCAAUGGAAAGUACAUUCAUUCUCACCUUGUUGCUAGAUUAGAAGCUGUACAUGAACAAUUGAAGGAACAAAUAAAGGAUGUUGGUGCGGCACAAUCGAAGCAGGUCUCUGUAUUUUGGGUUGGCAUGGCUGAGAGUGUGCAAGUUAUGGGCACCUUUGAUGGUUGGAGCCAAGGAGAGCACCUUUCACCUGAGUACACUGGUUCUUACACAAGGUUCUCAACAACAUUGAUGCUCAGGCCAGGAAGGUAUGAAAUCAAAUUCUUAGUAGAUGGGGAAUGGAAGCUGUCACCGGAGUUCCCGCUUACUGGUGAAGGGUUAACAAAAAAUAAUUUGUUAAUUGUUGAGUGAUCCAUAUUAUCAAUCCGUGCAUAACAAAAAUGUCUCUUCUUACAUCUCCAAAUCAUCUAAGGAGCUUUUGAUGCAUCACUUCAAGAAUUCUUGUUAGUCAUAUUGCUUGUGUAGCACAACUCUCAGCUGCUAUGUAUUAUGCUUCAUUCGCAUAAAGUGCAACAACUGAUUGUAGAGGACCAUGAUAUCGCACCACUACCAAGAUGGAAUGCGUACCCUGGUCUAGUCACUAUUUGUGUAUCCAACGAGUUUCACAUCGUUAUUACUAGCAUAAAUAUUCCAUCCUUCAAAGUACCUUUGAUAUAUCUGAGAGAUCUCUGUGCUCCUUGCUAAUGACAAUCUCAUGGCUCCAUGAAUCUAGAGAGCAAUCCUACUCCACAAACUAUAUCUGAUCUUACUGUAUUCAAAUAUCUCAAACUCCCAAUCAAACUUUUGUAAUAAGUUGAAUCAACCCUCUUGCCUCCAUUUCUCCUGCCAGCUUCAAUUUCUUUUUGCCAAUAGUUGUGGAAAUGUACUUUGAAUUUGUCAUCUUGAAUUUCUUCAAAAUAUCAUCAACAUAUAUUUUCUGAGAUUAAAAUUU